This is a messenger RNA of Nymphaea colorata (pocket water lily), 1468 nucleotides long. RefSeq names its product chitinase 2-like. The record is from RefSeq and is a predicted model, not a curated record. The coding region runs from base 267 to 1196 and encodes 309 amino acids. The transcript has 2 exons. Lineage: Eukaryota; Viridiplantae; Streptophyta; Magnoliopsida; Nymphaeales; Nymphaeaceae. Gene Ontology annotation, biological process: carbohydrate metabolic process. Gene Ontology annotation, molecular function: hydrolase activity, hydrolyzing O-glycosyl compounds.
AAAUUGUGUGAUUGAAGCUCUGAAAAGAAAACCUUCAAAAUUGGAUUCACAGUGUGAAUUCAAGGAUCCAUUUGUGUGUGAUUAGAGGCCUGGUAAUGGGUCAAGUCCGCCCCAUCUGCAGACAAAUGAAGGAGACGUGGUGAUCUGGAGUCAACCACUUUGUGGGCGAUCAGUGCGUGGACCAUUCCCGCAUCUCCUCUGAUUGUUUUUCUAACCAGCUUAAAUUUCUCCAUCCUCUGAGCAAUACUCUCGUAUCUCUGUCUUUCAUGGCUGCCUUCAUCAGUUUCCAAAUGCUUGGGUUGCUUCUUGCUCUCCUCUUAACGACGGGAGGCGGAGGUGCAGAAGCAGCUCAGCGGCGGGGGCUGUUCCGCGAGUACAUCGGCGCAGAGUUCAAGGGCGUCAAAUUUUCCGACGUCCCAAUAAACCCCUCCGUCGAUUUCCACUUCAUCCUCUCCUUCGCCAUCGACUACACCCCGACCGCUUCUUCAAACGGCCAAUACCUCCCCACCAACGGCCGCUUCACGGCCUUCUGGGACACCGCCAACCUCUCCCCCUCCGCCGUCCUCUCCGCCAAAUCCCUCCACCCCAACGCCAGAUUUGCUCUCAGCCUCGGCGGCGACACCGUCGGCUCCCAGCCCGCUUACUUCUCCCCCGUCAACGCCGACUCCUGGGUCGCCAACGCCGUCGACUCCCUCUCCUCCAUCAUCUCCCGGUACCACCUCGACGGCCUCGACGUUGACUACGAGCACUUCCAAGCCGAACCCCCCGUCUUCGCCGACUGCAUCGGCCGGCUCGUCGCCGAGCUCAAAAGGCGGCGCGUCAUCUCCUUCGCCUCCAUCGCGCCGUUCGACGACCCCACGGUGCAGAGCCACUACAUGGAGCUGUGGAGCCGGCACGGCGCCGCCUUCGACUACGUGAACUUCCAGUUCUACGCCUACGCGAGGGGGACGACGGUGGACCAGUUCCUGGCGCACUUCCACGAGCAAAGCCGGAACUACGCCGGGGGCAAGGUGGUCGUCAGCUUCAGCACCGACGGGAGCGGCGGCUUGAAGCCGGCAGACGGCUUCUUCCGGGCCUGCGAGGAGCUGAAGAAGGCGAAUGAGUUGAAUGGGAUCUUCGUCUGGUCGGCUGAUGACUCUAAGAAGGACGGGUUCAUUUACGAGCAGCAGGCUCAGGCUCUGCUCGCCGCCGCUUGAUAUCGGGGGCAAAAAUUUAAACCAAGAAGAACACAACCAAAUAACAAUAAAAAUUCCGUUGCCGGAAAAUGUCACCGGCGAAUCGUGCAGGCUGAUUUUGGUUGUCAAUGGAUCUGAUUUGUAACGGAUAUAACUAUUAUCAUAUUCGAUUAAUCGGAUAAAGCUGAAUCGGACCUUCCACUCAAUAGUCUGCUUUUUGAAUUUGUCUCAUGGCCAGGUAUUCGUCGGACUUGAUAGAAAAAUGUAAUUCAAAUGCUGAAUAUGACUACUAG